Messenger RNA from Henningerozyma blattae CBS 6284, 849 nucleotides. Its product is annotated as cytochrome b5 reductase family protein. The transcript has a single exon. Bases 1 to 849 code for a protein of 282 amino acids. Gene Ontology annotation, molecular function: oxidoreductase activity. The record is from RefSeq and is a predicted model, not a curated record. NCBI's taxonomy places the organism in Eukaryota, Fungi, Ascomycota, Saccharomycetes, Saccharomycetales, Saccharomycetaceae.
AUGAAUAAAUUCUCUCAUCAUUGGUAUCCCGUCAUCACAUUAUUUUUUCUUGCAUUAACCACCUUACUAUACUUAAACCAAAUAGAGCCGUUACUGUCAAUCCCAGUCCCAUACUUGCCUUAUGUUUCUGGACACAUUAUUUUAAACAAUUCUAUUGAUCCAUUCCCGGUUCCAUUAAAAAAUAAAACUGAAAUUACAAAAGACAUAUAUGUGUAUGCUUUCACACUUCCGCAUUCUCAAGAUAUCUUGGGAACAAAACCAGGCCAGUUUAUAACUGUUACUUUAAAUAUUAAUGUGACUUCUAAUAUUACUAGGCCUUAUGCUGUUUUGUCAUCUGAUAAGGGUGAGUUUGAAUUAUUAAUUCAAGAUAUACACCAUGGUGGCCUUUCUACAAUUAUUAACCAUAGAGAAAUUGAUAGUAUCGCAUAUAUUAAUGGCCCUUAUGGAAAUUAUAAAUAUGAACAAAAUUUUAGAGAAAGAAUUGGUAUUGUUGCAAGUAGUACUGGGUUAUCUGCAGUGAUGCCAAUAAUUCAUCAAAUCGUUUAUGACAAAAAUGACACAACAUAUGUUAAUAUAGUAUAUUUAAAUAAAAGUGGAAACAUUCUCUUAAAAGAUAGACUUGAUGGAUUAGUAAGAGAGGCAGAAGGUAAAUUAACGGUGACCUACGUCACCGAUAUCUCUGAUAAUUUAUUAAUUGAAAAUUUCAAUUGGAAAGAUGUUACUAGUAAACAGCUAUUAAUUUGUGGUUCUCCAUUUUGGGAAGAUAAGAUGAUUGACAAAUUUGUCAAUCUACUCGAUUUUGAGAGACCAAAUGAAAGAAACAUGCAGAAUGAAAUAUAUUUCUAUUAG